Molecule: messenger RNA, 877 nt
Organism: Rhododendron vialii
Lineage: Eukaryota; Viridiplantae; Streptophyta; Magnoliopsida; Ericales; Ericaceae
Product: transcription repressor MYB6-like
Exons: 3
Coding region: 136-804 (222 amino acids)
Source: RefSeq, a predicted model, not a curated record
CACCUUUUAGGCCAACUUUCUACAUCUCUCUCUCCCCCUCCAAAACUCUUCUCUCUCUCUCUCUCUCUCUCUCUUGUGGUGUUUCCAGUAACUUUUAGGGUUCUUGAAAGAGAGAUAAGAGAGGAAAGGAAAACAAUGAGGAAGCCAUGCUGUGAUAAACAAGACACAAACAAGGGAGCUUGGACGAAGCAAGAAGACCAAAAGCUUAUUGAUUACAUUCGAACUCAUGGUGAAGGUUGUUGGCGUACCCUCCCCAAGGCUGCAGGGUUGUUUCGUUGCGGCAAGAGUUGCAGACUGAGAUGGAUAAACUAUCUAAGGCCGGACAUCAAACGGGGCAACUUUGCUCCAGAUGAAGAGGACCUCAUCAUCAAGCUCCACGCCCUCCUCGGCAACCGGUGGGCAUUGAUAGCUGGAAGGCUACCGGGGCGAACGGACAACGAAGUGAAAAACUACUGGAAUUCUCACCUAAAGAGAAAGUUGAUUAGCAUGGGAAUCGACCCAAACCACCACAAGCUCAACCAAACCCUAAUCCGUCCAACGCAAGACCAAUGCGUCUCGAAUCCUGUCACACCGAAGACGAAGACCUGUCCGGAAAACGACCGGGUGUCCGAUUCCGCCAGUUGCCUCGAAGACGACAACACGUCCGGUUCGGAUGACCGGUUGAAUCUCGAUCUUACGAUUGCCGUCCCCUGCCCUCUGGUUCCGAUGCUGGAGGAGAAGGAGGGGAGAGAUUGUAAGGAAUUGAAAGGGACAUUUGAGGAUAGGGAAAGUGAUGGGUCUCCAACCCUUCUUCUUUUUAGAUGAGAUAUUUGAUAAUGGAUUAAUGUGGUCACGGAUAUUGUUUGUGCAAUUGAUACAAUACGUAUUGUGCAAUUAA